AUGUCGUGGAACAUCACCAAAAAGCUGAAGGAAACACAUCUCGCUCCGUUGACCAGCACAUUCGGUCGGUCAUCAUCGACAUCCACCAUUAAGGGUGGUGCGGCGGCGAGCGACGAUGGUGCACACACUCCUGUGGCCACACACUCCCCCAGCAUAGCUUCCACAAACUCAAAUGGCAUUGCGGCGUCAGAGUCUCUGGUCUCACCUCCUGUUGCACCUGUGAAGCCUGGAAUCUUGAUUGUUACCCUUCACGAGGGCCAGGCCUUGUCCCUAUCCCCGCACUACCAGCAAAUCUUCAAUUCGCAUUUUCAAAAUACUAACUCCUACAACCCAUCAUUGCGCCCCAGCUCCUCUUCCUCGCAUUCUUCUCACGCCCGUAGUACCCAGUUCGCCCACGGCCGACCGCAAUCUACCAGCGGAGGCAUCAAUGCGGCACCCACCAUCCAUGGCCGCUAUUCCACAAAGCACUUGCCAUAUGCUCUCCUAGACUUCGACAAGAACCAGGUCUUUGUCGACGCUGUGUCGGGUUCGCCCGAGAAUCCCCUGUGGGCUGGUGACAACACGGCCUUCAAGUUCGAUGUCUCGCGGAAAACGGAGCUGAACAUUCAGCUCUAUUUGCGCAAUCCGGCGGCCCCACCGAAUGCCGGGCGAAGUGAAGAUAUCUUUCUCGGAGCAGUCAAGGUUCACCCGCGCUUCGAGGAGGCCCAGCCGUAUGUCGACGACCCCAAACUCAGCAAGAAGGACAACCAAAAGGCCGCCGCCGCCCACGCUGAGCAGGAUCGCCACCUAGGCCAGCUCGGUGCUGAAUGGCUGGAUUUGCAAUUUGGAACAGGUUCCAUCAAAGUCGGUGUCUCCUUUGUCGAAAAUAGACAGCGAAGCCUGAAGCUCGAGGACUUUGACUUGCUGAAGGUUGUCGGCAAGGGCAGUUUCGGCAAGGUCAUGCAGGUCAUGAAGAAAGAUACUGGCCGAGUCUAUGCCCUGAAGACCAUCCGAAAGGCUCACAUCAUCUCACGCUCCGAAGUUACUCACACCCUGGCAGAGAGAUCUGUACUGGCCCAGAUCAAUAACCCUUUCAUCGUGCCGUUGAAGUUCUCGUUCCAAUCACCGGAGAAACUUUACCUCGUCUUAGCCUUCGUCAAUGGUGGUGAAUUGUUCUACCAUCUGCAGCGCGAGCAACGUUUCGAUGUCAAUCGCGCUCGCUUCUACACUGCCGAACUUCUCUGCGCUUUGGAGUGUCUUCACGGUUUCAAGGUUAUUUACCGCGAUCUCAAGCCGGAAAAUAUCCUUCUUGACUAUACCGGUCACGUUGCUCUCUGCGAUUUCGGUCUUUGCAAGCUAGAUAUGAAGGACGAAGACCGCACCAACACGUUCUGUGGCACGCCCGAAUAUCUUGCUCCUGAACUUUUACUGGGCAACGGCUAUACCAAGACAGUCGACUGGUGGACACUGGGUGUUCUCCUCUACGAGAUGCUGACUGGUCUCCCGCCAUUUUACGACGAGAACACGAAUGAGAUGUACCGGAAGAUCUUGCAGGAACCCCUGACAUUCCCCGGUAGCGACAUCGUUCCUCCCGCUGCUCGUGACCUCUUGACACGCCUACUGGACCGCGACCCUCAGCGCCGUCUAGGUGUCAACGGAGCUGCAGAGAUCAAGUCUCACCAUUUCUUCGCCAACAUUGACUGGCGCAAGCUACUUCAGAGGAAAUACGAACCUAGUUUCAAACCGGGUGUGGCUAAUGCUCUCGACACAACGCAAAUCGAUACAGUUUUUACUGACGAGGUCCCCCUGGACUCUGUUGUCGAGACUUCUAUGCUGACGCAGGAGCAACAAGCGCAGUUUACCGGCUGGUCUUACAAUCGGCCCGUAGCAGGUCUAGGCGACGCUGGUGGAAGUGUCAAGGAUCCGUCCUUCGAGAGUAUUGCAGAGUAG
Molecule: messenger RNA, 1929 nt
Organism: Penicilliopsis zonata CBS 506.65
Lineage: Eukaryota; Fungi; Ascomycota; Eurotiomycetes; Eurotiales; Aspergillaceae
Exons: 6
Coding region: 1-1929 (642 amino acids)
Biological process (GO): protein phosphorylation
Molecular function (GO): protein serine/threonine kinase activity; ATP binding
Source: RefSeq, a predicted model, not a curated record